ACGCACUUUGGUUAAAUUUCAUAAUUUCAAUUCCCUUAUUAAAAUGGCUGUGUUACCACCUGACCCUGUGUUCAGUUUGCGUUCCCCGGAAAUGGGCGCCGUGAACUCCUUAUGCUUCCACGAAAGCGAACGCCUGCUGGCAGGCACUUUCAAAGGCAAAGUAUUUCUCUGGGAUCUACAGACAAAUCGUUCAGCACUGAACUUCGAGGUGGGCACCGAGCCAAUUACGAGUCUGCAUCAUACCAAAGAGCACCUGAUAACACAAGAGAAGGGCGGCACGAUUACUACGUUCUCCAUCAGCAACAGCAGCUACGUCAAGGAGCGCAGCAUACCGGGCAAUCAUUUGGGCUAUUGUCGCACAGCGCUGCACAUAAAUGCCAACAACACCAAUGAACAGUUACUAUUCUAUCCGUGCGAGGAGGCGGCCAUUGGAGUGCUGCACGUAACGGAUCCGGCGGCGCCAACACAAAUGCUCGUAGCGGAUGAUCCGCAAUUGCCCAAGCUGGGCUGCGUCACCUGCUUCAAGCCCUUCGAGUGCGCGUCACAAUUGUUUCUGCUCGCCGGAUACGAGUCUGGGCACUUUCUCACCUGGGAUCUGAGCAGCGGCGUCAUGAUCGAUGUCACUGAACUCGCGCCGGAGGCUCUAACUGUCGAUUAUGAUCACAUCACAAAUCGAGGCAUAGUUGGAAGCGCUUCCGAUAAAUUGACAACAUUUAGCUAUCAGAGGCAAUCCAUGCAGCUACAGCGCGGAUCCGAGCUGUGCAUCAAGAAUCCUGGCGUUAAUUGCGUACGCAUUCGCUCCGAUCAAAAGGUCUUCUCUAGCGCCGGUUGGGACGGACGCAUACGCAUCUUUUCGUGGAAGAGCCUGCGACCGUUAGCCGUGCUGACGCAGCACAAGCAAGGCGGCGUCAUGGACCUCGCCUACUCCCCGCAGCCGGUGUCCAUGUGGAAUGCACCCAUCAUGGCCGCCGCCGGCAGGGACGCGCAAAUCUCACUCUGGGACUUGUAUAACUAGAUCUUCACACUAAUCUGUCCUAGCGUGUUAACUGCUACAAUUUCAACUCUUUCUGCCAAGCAACUGUUCCUUGGCAGCGACUGACAAUU
Molecule: messenger RNA, 1104 nt
Organism: Drosophila arizonae
Lineage: Eukaryota; Metazoa; Arthropoda; Insecta; Diptera; Drosophilidae
Product: guanine nucleotide-binding protein subunit beta-like protein 1
Molecular function (GO): protein binding
Source: RefSeq, a predicted model, not a curated record